This is a messenger RNA of Colletotrichum orchidophilum, 495 nucleotides long. RefSeq lists its product as uncharacterized. The record is from RefSeq and is a predicted model, not a curated record. The transcript has a single exon. The annotation marks the transcript as partial. NCBI's taxonomy places the organism in Eukaryota, Fungi, Ascomycota, Sordariomycetes, Glomerellales, Glomerellaceae.
GACGAUGUGGGAAUCAAACCCGCCAAUCUCAGGAUUGCGGUCCCUCUGCUCCCUCCGCCACUGACUCGUCCGGAGCGUCAUCCGCUGUCCCGAGCCUCAUCCGACUCACCACCGUGCUGGCUACUCUGCGCAAACAAAAGCAAACUCUGGGACAUGGACAUUCCGUUCCGCCUUGCCUCUAAACACCAGAUGCCAGCCGUCUUGGCCGAACAAAGAACCACAAUUCUGAAAUUUUCUAGAAGGCCGAGAGUUCUUCAGAAACACGGAUCCAAACCCGAUGCUUUCUGCUCAACCCAACCAGCCAGACUCCGCUGGCCGCCUCGCCUGGCCUCGCCACCCCGAGCCGGCGUCCUCCUUGUCACGAGCAGGCAUUGCCAAGACCUUUCACCAACUGCACACGCCUCAACUCAUGCGCCCUCCGGUUCUUCUCCGGGGCCGAGCCCGCUCUGGACCCUACAUUUCCGUCCAUCUUUGCCCAAUGCUCCUUCUUUGUGA